AUGGACAGGAGCCCCUGCGAGGUGGCCGCCAGCAGCACUGCGCGUGAGGAUGGUGCGGGAAGCCUGGACCCCACAGCGCCAUCCCCUGAGGAGGGGCCCUCGGAGGGCCAGGGUGCGGAGGCUGGGGAGGACCCUGCGCAGCCCCACACGCUCUACCUGGGGAACCUGAACCCGCGCUACUCGCCCGAGGUGCUCUGCUGCAUGCUCAAGGACAUCCUGGGCACGGCGGGCCUGGCCCUGCAGCGGCACCACAUCGAGGUGGUGAAGAAGCCCAGGCAGGCCUACGCGCUCGUGCAGCUCGGCGGCGCAAUGAGCCUCCAGCACAUCGCAAAGCAGCUCCUGGUCGCUGCCGACAUGGAGAAGAGCCUCAUCAGGGAGCUGGUGGUCAAGGGGAAGACGCUGCUGGUGGCCGAAGGCGGGCACAGAGCACGGAGCUCCCAGGAGGACAGGGAGGAGAUCGUGGGCCAAGAGCGCCUCUUCUACGGUGCCUUCAUGGGCAGCGAGACCAGGAACGUGGAGUUCAAGCGGGGCAGCGGGGAGUAUCUGCUGGGCACCCUCAAGCAUCACGUCCGCAAGUAUAUGUGCGCCUUCCUCAACAGCGAGGGCGGCAGCCUCUUCGUGGGCGUGGAAGACACAGGCUUCGUACAUGGCGUCCGCUGCGGGCACCGGGAGGAGGACCGCAUCCGCUUGCUUGUUGACUCCAUCCUCAAGGGCUUCAAGCCGCAGGUGUUCCCCGACACCUACAGCCUGACCUUCAUCCCUGUGGUGAAGGCGGGGGACCCGGGCACGUGUCUCAAGGUGAUCCGGCUGAGCGUGCGGGGGCCGCAGCCUCAGGCCGAGCUGCUGCUCUAUGAGACGGACCAGGGUGAAGUUUAUCUGCGCCGCGACGGCAGCGUGCAGGGGCCGCUGUCCGGGAGYGCCAUCCAGGAGUGGUGCCGGCAGAAAUGGUUGGGAGAAUUGAAGAAGCUGGAGGAGAAGAUAGAGGCGCUGCUGAAGGAGAAGGAAARUCUUCUGCAACAACUCAACCAGCUGCAGAGCUCACAGCCCAGAUCCAAAGUCUGCACCGUUGUGUGA
Molecule: messenger RNA, 1074 nt
Organism: Nothoprocta perdicaria
Lineage: Eukaryota; Metazoa; Chordata; Aves; Tinamiformes; Tinamidae
Gene: SLFNL1
Product: schlafen like 1
Exons: 3
Coding region: 1-1074 (357 amino acids)
Source: RefSeq, a predicted model, not a curated record